AUGUCUGCCGUUACCAAUGCCAACUCUUCGCUCCCCGGGUACACUCUGAUUGGAACUCCGUUUUCGACAUUCACAAGAACAAUCGCUAUUGCACUUGUUGAAAAGGGUAUCACUUACCAACAAAUCAAAACACCUGCUCGCUCCGACGUAGCUGGUGAAUUUCACCCCUUUGGGCACCUACCCAUUCUCGUGAUUCCACGACCCAACGGACAAGAGGUUCACUUGAGGGAAGGCCAAGCGAUUGCUCAGUACUUGGAUAGGGUAGCGCCCACACCUACGCUGGAUUUAGAUGAAACCGAUGCUUGCGUGCCUGAGAAGAUGUGGGAGUUUGUUUGCUUGGUUGUGCGCUUUGGCUACCCGGCAAUUAAAACUGGUGUAGUACAGCCACGAGUAGAUGGUCUGGAUGCGUGCAAGCAUACGAUGACCGAAAUUAGGCAGCAAAUUAAGCAGGCCGGAGGUAUUGAUCAGCUGAAAGAUUUCCUCGCCAAGAUUGAGCCCCUAUUUAUGCCUGUGGGCCCCUAUAUCUUCGGCCAAAGGAUGACAUGGGCAGACGCCUUCUUGUACCCUCUUAUUGCAGACCUUAUGACAGUGCCCGAAAGCAUGUUUAUCAGUACACGCCUUCUUAAAUGGGCGAAGGUUAUGGAAUUAAGGAAAGGUGUGCAAGAGACUUUCCCGGGUACUUUGGCUGCUCGUGGCCGCCCAUGA
This is a messenger RNA of Rhizoctonia solani, 705 nucleotides long. Its product is annotated as glutathione S-transferase. The record is from RefSeq and is a predicted model, not a curated record. The transcript is spliced from 3 exons. Gene Ontology annotation, cellular component: cytoplasm. Lineage: Eukaryota; Fungi; Basidiomycota; Agaricomycetes; Cantharellales; Ceratobasidiaceae. The coding region runs from base 1 to 705 and encodes 234 amino acids.